AUGAGUGGAUAUUCUGUUGUUGCUGUAUUCAUAGUGGUUGUCGCCUUGUCAUGUUUGGCAUGGGUAUUUGCACCAAAAGAGAACACAACUGUCUUUAGGUCAUCAGUAAUAUUAGCAUUAUCAAUGUGUUAUUUAAUGUGGGCAAUCACGUAUUUAGCUCAAUUACACCCAUUGGAGGCACCAAGAAGAUCCGACUUGAGACCAGAACACAAGGAUUGA
Candida dubliniensis CD36 is the source of this 219-nucleotide messenger RNA. Its product is annotated as H(+)-transporting V0 sector ATPase subunit e. The record is from RefSeq and is a predicted model, not a curated record. Gene Ontology annotation, biological process: proton transmembrane transport; vacuolar acidification. Bases 1 to 219 code for a protein of 72 amino acids. The transcript has 2 exons. Gene Ontology annotation, molecular function: proton-transporting ATPase activity, rotational mechanism. Gene Ontology annotation, cellular component: vacuolar proton-transporting V-type ATPase, V0 domain. Lineage: Eukaryota; Fungi; Ascomycota; Pichiomycetes; Serinales; Debaryomycetaceae.